This is a messenger RNA of Nerophis lumbriciformis (worm pipefish), 6930 nucleotides long. Lineage: Eukaryota; Metazoa; Chordata; Actinopteri; Syngnathiformes; Syngnathidae. The record is from RefSeq and is a predicted model, not a curated record.
AUGUCCUCUCAUCCCCAGUCUGUGCCACCAGGCCGGAGGACGAUGGACACACGGCACCUGCCAAACCCAGCCACUUUACCAUUGCAGCUCCAGCGAGCACACACGGAAGUUGGAAUGAUGGACUACCACUCCCAUCAUGCCAGAGACUACAGCUCGCACUUGGCUCAGCCUCAUCGUCGUCGGCCUUCCUUGCUUUCGGAGUUCCAACCUGGAAAUGAGAGGUAAGAACAACAUAUCCGCUAUGAGCACAUCUACUUACCGGAGCCGAAUAGUCAUCCAGAGUUGGAGUUUGGAGAGAUCAAACGGCCUCGUUUAGAAGUGGGACCAGAUUCUCUGAUGAGACCUUCAUCCCAUCGGCCACAGUUACCUCUUGGAGGGCCUGAGGAGCUCACAAAGGAUCGAGGAACUGCAAUGGGAAAGCUAGAGCCAAUCUCCCCUGUGAGCCCUGCACAUAUGGACCCUGAUUUGGAUCUGGUGCCAGCCCGCUUUUCCAAGGAAGAGCUCAUCCAGAACAUGGACCGUGUUGACAGGGAGAUCACGAUGGUGGAACAGCAGAUCUGCAAGCUUCGCAAAAAACAGCAACAGCUGGAGGAGGAGGCAGCCAAACCUCACGAGCCAGAGCGGCCUAUUUCCCCUCCACCCAGCGAGGCCAAGCACCGCAGUUUGGUGCAAAUUAUCUACGAUGAAAACCGGAAAAAGGCAGAGGAGGCUCACAGGAUACUGGAAGGACUUGGACCCAGGGUAGAACUGCCAUUGUACAAUCAGCCUUCUGAUACCAAGCAGUACCAUGAGAACAUCAAAAUAAAUCAGGCCAUGAGGAAAAAACUCAUCUUAUACUUCAAGAGACGAAAUCACGCUCGUAAGCAAUGGGAACAGAAAUUCUGCCAACGUUAUGACCAACUGAUGGAAGCCUGGGAGAAGAAGGUGGAGCGCAUUGAAAACAACCCGCGGCGCCGAGCCAAGGAGAGCAAGGUACGGGAGUACUACGAGAAACAGUUCCCAGAAAUUCGUAAGCAGAGAGAGAUGCAGGAACGAAUACAGAGCCGUGUUGGGCAACGAGGGGGUGGAUUGAGCUCCUCUGCGGCUCGCAGCGAACAUGAAGUCUCUGAAAUCAUUGACGGAAUAUCAGAGCAUGAGAACACAGAGAAGCAAAUGCGACAGCUGGCAGUUAUCCCUCCAAUGCUUUUUGAUGCUGAGCAGCAACGCAUCAAGUUCAUCAACAUGAAUGGCUUGAUGGAUGACCCUAUGAAGGUGUACAAGGACCGGCAGGUCAUGAACAUGUGGAGCGAGCAAGAGAAGGACACUUUCAGAGAGAAAUUCAUCCAACACCCGAAAAACUUCGGUCUGAUCGCAUCAUUUCUGGAAAGAAAGACUGUCGCGGAAUGUGUUCUCUUUUAUUAUUUGACCAAAAAGAAUGAGAACUAUAAGAACAUAGUUCGAAGAAACUACAGGCGACGAGGAAGAAGCCAGCAACAGCAACAACAACAGCAACAAGUCAAUCGUAACAGCCAGGAAGACAAGGAAAAGGAGGAGAAAGACAAGGAAGGCGAAAGGGAGGAGGAUAAAACAGAGGCCGAAGAGAAGGAGGAUGGAAUGAAAGAUGAAACGUCCGGGGAAGAUGCAGAGGACAAGGAGCCUGCAGUUGCUGUUAAGGGUCGACGAACAGCCAACAGCCAGGGGCGCCGAAAGGGCCGAAUCACCCGCUCGAUGACUAGUGAGGUGGAGGAGACGACCACACCGCCUGCCAACAAUGAGCUUGCCAAUCUGGAGAUGAAUGAGAGUUCUCGCUGGACAGAAGAAGAAAUGGAAACUGCGAAAAAAGGUCUUCUUCAGUAUGGUAGAAACUGGUCUGCCAUUGCCAAGAUGGUGGGAUCAAAAACUGUGUCACAAUGUAAGAAUUUCUAUUUCAACUAUAAGAAGAGGCAAAAACUGGAUGAGAUUUUGCAGCAACAUAAAAUGAAAUCGGAGAAGGAACGAAAGGCUCGCCGCAGGGGCAAAACCCUUCAAAAUGAAGAGGCUACUGCUCAGUUCACAGCAGAGGAAGAAGAGUUGGAAGGCUCAGGGGCUAGUGGCAAUGAAGAGGAGGCACCUGAAGAUGGAGAAGGCGGUGCCAACAACAGCUCCGACACAGAGAGUUUGCCAUCCCCACAUUCAGCUGAUGAUACGAAGGCUAAAGAAGAAGGUUCUAAUAAGUCAAAAGCUGGCUCUAAUACUGUGGAGAAAGAUGGCGCUGGAACCGAAACAGAGCAGGCUGGAGAUGUAAAACCUCCAGUAAAAGAAGAUGAGGAGGUCUCCAUUAAGCAAGAGAUAAAGACUGAAACAGGAGAGACAAACAAGGAACCGACCCAGCCAUCACCAAGCAGUGACUCCACAGACAAGAAGCCUUCUACAGCAGACAGCGAAGAUGUCAAGAACUGUCCCAAGAGUUCAAAGAAGGACCAUGGAGUCAAAGUAAGCUCUCAUGGGGACAGCGACUCCAGUGCCACUUGCAGUGCCGAUGAAGUGGAAGAAACAGACAACACAGAAAAGAACAGAAUCACUUCUCCCCGUCCAAGCCUGCUGAACUACACUCAUGAUGGGGUCAUAUCUUCGCCGCUGCAGAAGCCCAUGGACCUUAAACAGCUCAAACAGCGGGCUGCAGCUAUACCACCCAUUAUACCUGAAGCGUCAGUCCAAGGCAAUCAGCGGAUCACGGGUGCCAAGGCUGUUUUGCAUCCCCAUGCUUUGGCACUCUACCAGCAGCAGAUCACCAUGGCGCACGGGGAGUCAUCUCAGGAGGUCAAACAACAACCACAGAUUGCAGUCCAGCCUAGCAAACAGCAGCCUUAUUCCGUACAAACAGAAAGAGACAGGGAGGCUCCUCACAGCAGCAGCCCGCGCAUACGCCCACGCAGCCCUUCCGCUGGUGACAAGGAUGGUACGUCCGCACUGGGCCCGGAUGACCUAAGGUCCACUAACAUGGCACGGCCAGUUUUGUCCCCCUUCCCCAUGUCCCCACGAGACAUGACCAAGAUCAGUCAUGACCAACACUUGCUCCAGUUCAACUUGGGCCACCCAGCACUUUCUGGUUUGCCACAGGAUAGUGCCAGGCAAGCAGCAGUGAGACCCCUCAUUAUGCCAGAGCCCCCACCACUCAUUUCCUCAACCAAACCAGGAGGCUCUAUCACGCAGGGAACUCCUAUACAGUUGCAUAGCCCAGCUCAUGGGUUUGAACAUGGGAAAAUUCCUUCUUCACAGAUGGGUUUGUCUUGGAUUGAUCAGAGGAAAGUUGGUGGUCCAUUCCCUGUGGUGAAGCAGGAACAGUUAUCCCCUCGCAGCUCUUCCUUGCAAGCUGACAAUCCAUCUGCCCAAGGCACACCUCAUGAUGCUGUUCAGGGAGGUAGUAUCACGAAGGGUAUCCCAGGGACCAGAAUGCAUCCUGAUUCCUCAAUCUCCUACAGAGGCGGUUCUAUCACUCAGGGGACACCGGCUGAUGUGCUUUAUAAGGGAACCAUAACCCGUCUGAUCACUGAGGACAGUGCUAGCCGUGUUGACAGAGAGAGGGACGACGCAUUGACAAAAGGUCAUGUGGUCUACGAGGGAAUAAGUGGGCACAUCCUCACUUAUGACCUUUCUCAAACCUCUAAGGAUGAGGGUAGAGGGUCAGGGCAACCUGGUGAAAUUCUUGGCCUAAAACGUCCUUAUGAUGUCAUGGAGGGAGGCAUCUCCCGAGGUCUUCCGAUGAGGGAACCACUGUCUGCUUCCAACUGUGAAGGCCUUAUUGGUAGAGCCAUGCCACAUGAUAGGGACAGUCCACACCAUACAUCUUAUAAAGAUGCACACCACAUACGGGGUUCCAUCUCACAAGGUAUACCACGUCAUCUGGACCCUCAGGAUAGCUACCUGAGAAGGGAGGCCAAGCAAAUGAAAAGAGAGAACUCUCCACCACGUGCGGCCAGUUCACUAUCAGAUCCAAUGAAGGGCAGGGAGGCGAUGGUGCCCACAGUAAAGGAGGCUGGGCGUUCUAUUCACCUCAUUCCCAGGGAGGAGCUCAGACACACAGCCAAGGAGGUCAUUAUAUCACCGGGAACUCCCAUGAAGCAGGAGGCAGCUGGCUCAAGUAAACGACAUGACGUUCGCUCCAUCAUAGCCAGUUCACCACGUUCCUACCAUAACACACCCCCUCAUAUGGAGAGGGGACGCUAUGAAGAUGCGCCCAAAGGACGCCCUAGCGCAGUGGUCAGCACGGCUAGCCCAAUAGCACGCUCUUCUCCCCUUACGCUAGCUUCAGAGCAGGGAGGUAAAUCCCAUCAUAGCCCAGUGAGCUAUGAUGAAAAAGGCACCUUAAGAAACCCUUACCCUGGACCAUCACACCGUGGCUCACCUCUUUCCAGGGAGGCAAGUCAAAGGCAACAUGACGGUUCCAGUAAGAAAGAACCUCAGGAGCGUAAAGCCACACCAACCCCGAGGGAGAUGAGCGCCACCAAAUCCCCUCUUCCAGGGGUUCCUGACCAACAGACCUAUGAACGUCUGUUGCAGGGCCUUGGAGCUGAUGUUUACAGACAAAUUCCUUUGGCCUUCGAUCCUGCAGCGCUGCCUCGUGGUAUCCCCAUCGACCCAGCCUUCUACUUGCCUCGCCAUCUGGCUCCCAAUCCAGCGUACCCUCAUCCCUACCCCUACCUCAUCCGGGGCUUUCCUGACACAGCAGCCCUGGAGAACCGUCAGACGCUUCUCAAUGACUACAUAACUUCACAGCAAAUGCACCAGUGGCCUGCAGCAGCCGCUAUGGCUGCCCAGCGCUCAGACAUGCUAAGGGGCCUUACUCCACGAGAUCAGCCCCUUCCUCUGCCUUACUCUGCAGCCCCUCGUGGGACAGCCAGCUCCCCAAUGGAUCGUAUCACCUACAUACCAGGGGGAACUACCACCUUCCCUGGCAGGCCUUACACCACUCCCCCAAUCUCACCCGUUGGCUCCUCGCACAUGAACAAGAUCCAAGGCACAUCUUCAGAACGCGAGCGCGAAAGAGAACGUGAUCGCGACAGAGACAGGGAUCGGGAGAGAGACCGAGAGCGGGAACGGGAACGGGAGAGAGAUCGCGAAAGGGAUCGUGACAGAGAUCGAGAUCGGGACAGAGAAAAGAGUGGAGCAAAUGUGGAGCAUGCCCCCAUUUGGCGACCAGGUACAGAGCACAGCUUAGCAAGUAGCGGCAGUGUGAGACCUUCAUCCCAGCCAUACCAGCAUUCCCCAGUGUCCCCUCGCACUCAAGACAAUGUGCAGCAACGACCAAGUGUUCUGCACAAUACUGGAAGCAAGAAUCUUUCUGCCGAACACCCCAGCUCAUCUGUGUUAAGAUCCAUACCCUCAGGACAGUCCCGUUACCAAGGUUAUCAUGGCCACCUUCAAAGAACUGGUUUACCCUCUGACGCCUAUGCACCUUCUCUGGACUCGAACAUAGCCAAAGAGCUGAGUCGUGAUGGAGGGAAAAAUAGGGGUCUACCCAAGCAAAUCCAAGAUCAGCAUGGGCCCUCGAGCAAAUCAGACCCCAAGCUUUCCAGCCCCAGCCAGGGCGGAAUAUACCCAGGUCCUUAUUCCUCCAUAUCAGGACGACCACCACACAUGCAGUUGGAUAACCCUCCAGGUCGUGGAGAAAGUGGUACCCCUAGUAGGGAAAAGACUCAAAACAAAGUGAUGUCCAUUCAGGAACAAGAGCUCAGAGCAUUCGGUAUAUCCUCAGCUCAACAGAAGAUGGAGUCACAUGUUCUGUACCGUCCUCCAUCUGAGGAGCGACUGUCCCCAGGCCAGAAGCCACCUUCUCCUUGCGUGAAAGGUAGCCAAAGGGUUGUCACCUUGGCUCAACACAUCAGUGAGGUGAUAACUAAAGAUUACACAAGGCAGAGUCAGCAGCAGCAUCAACAGAGUUACCAUGGCUCACCUAUCCUGGACUUGACCCGUCCUCCCAGUGCCUCACAGAACCCGCCCACUUCCCAAGAGUCCCCCCAACUGACCCGCUUUCCAGAGGGUAUUGGGGCAGAUCGUAACAGAGACCGGUCUCCUCACUCUAAGUCAUCUCCGAUCAGUUUUUCUAAUGACUGUAUUGAACCGGUAUCUCCUGCUGGAGCUAACUCUGAGCCUGAAAUGCAGGGAGGACUGUCCUACACUAAUGAACAAGGAGAGCAAAUAAUUGGCUCCCGGUCCCCUCCCACCUCCCAACCUCCGGCUUUCUUUAGCAAACUGACUGAGAACACCUCCGCUAUUGUGAAAUCAAAGAAGCAGGAGAUGAGCAAGAAAAUGACUGUCGUGGGGAAUGACAAUGAUUUUAAUGCAAGUCAGCCUGGAACAGAAAUCUUCAAUAUGCCAGCAUCUACUACAGCAGGGUCAGUCAGUGUUCGCAGCCACCCAGCUCCUGAGACGCCUGGCAGCUCCAUAGGGUUGGAGGCCAUUAUAAGAAAGGCCUUAAUGGGAAAUUAUGAUGAUCAACCUGAGGAACGCUCCUCAGCCAAUGCUGCUAACCCGCUCACAUCCAGUCUUUCUGUUGUAAUGAGUGGAACUGAUGGACGAGCAGAUGACAGUUUCUCUCAAGGUGGUGGGAAACCCUCAAAGGGCAGUGGGCGUUCUAAUGGGCGCAAGGCCAAAUCUCCAGGACCCGGCCUGUCAGGAGGUGAAAGGCCAUCCUCUGUGUCUUCGGUCCACUCUGAAGGAGACUGCAACAGAAGAACACCACUGACUAACAGAGUCUGGGAAGAUCGACCCUCGUCCACAGGUUCAACGCCAACUCCGUUCCCGUGCAACCCGUUGAUAAUGCGUUUCCCUGGCGGGACGGUUUCAGUUCCCUCCCCUUCAUCCGGCCAGCCAGUCGGCCACGUACCCGCUCAGGGGCAAGGACGUGCCUGGGAUGAAGAGGACAAGCCGCUGCUCAUGUCUCAGUAUAGCUCCCUGUCUGACAGCGAGUGA